Messenger RNA from Parascedosporium putredinis, 1314 nucleotides. The record is from the annotation of a GenBank genome assembly. NCBI's taxonomy places the organism in Eukaryota, Fungi, Ascomycota, Sordariomycetes, Microascales, Microascaceae.
AUGCGCAGAUCGCCAUCACCAAGUCAAGAACUCGUGAGGACGGAUCAACAUUGCACCGCCACGUCGCAUUUACCGAAGAGAACGAGGCGACAGCGAAUCGAGACGGAACACGGCAGAGAAUCCGUGCGCCAAGGCUUCGAAAACAAACAUCCCGAGCUGGCAAGCGAGGCCUUCCACCCCAAAAUACCCUCCGAGCACCAUGGCCUCCCCGACGACGAACCUAGGGCCCCUAACCACGGUCUUCCAACCCCCGAGCGACUGCGGCAUCAACUUCAACAUCCGCACCUCCGGCGGUUUCCGCGGGGACUGGGGCAAAUCGUGCCGCGCGGUCGGCGACGGGGAAACACGCUCAUCCUCGGCGCCGCGUCGUCGUGUUUCCCCACCGCGCUGGGGUCCUACCUGAUGGGCGAUGACUAUCUCGAAACCAUGGCCGUCUUCUCGCCCGGCAACCUUUGUCCCAUCGGGUUCACGACGGCGUGUAGCGUCGUGCGCGGGGAUCCGGAGCCGACGACGGACGGGAUACUGACGACGGCGAGCUGGGCGAUUUGGAAUAUGCUGGACGAGGGCGAGACGGCUUUCAACUGUUGCCCCAGGAGCUUCGGCUGCGCAGAGGACGACGCCCUCAAGUGCACAUUCACCGGAUCCCGCGGCGCCAGAGUAUCAGGAAUCAUGUACGAAGACGAGUGCGAAACCAAACCCACCACCCUGACCCGACGACCCCACGAGGCCAACCGCCGCGGGGGCUCUGAAACCGGCCGGGCGUCGGCUUCCGUAACCGGCCGGGCGUCCUCGCUUCCCACACCCUCCGGCGGGCUGACAACGGGAGCCAAGGUGGCCAUCGCGCUCGGCGUGACCAUCCCUUUACUCUUCGUCGCGACGGCCGUCAUCACCCUCACGUGCAUAUUCAAGCGCAGGCGGAAAGCGCGCGCGGCGCAUCUCGCCCAGAUCCCCAACUACCCUCAGCCGGGGCAGUCGGGGUAUUAUUACGUGGGUGGACCCGGCGUCCCCGUCCCCGUGCCUGGCGGGGUUGUCGCCGCCAAACCGGAGCUAGAAGGUACCCCGAAGCUGGGCAAUACGGCGCUAGCCGGGCAGCAGCCGUUGCCCCCGCAAAUGUACCCGCCACAGUCGUCGACGCCGUCGAGCAGCGGGGAUGGCGGAGGGGUGGCGCAGCAGUAUCAGCAGCAGCAGCAGCAGCAGCAGCAGGCGCCGCUUCAUGGUCAGCAGCUUUCCGGGGUGCCGGAGCACGUGCGGUCGGAACUUGUUGGAUCGGCGGUCCAUGGGGGACCCGCCGUGAACACGCAUCCUAAUACUUAG